Messenger RNA from Vombatus ursinus (common wombat), 1615 nucleotides. RefSeq names its product SERTA domain containing 3 (gene SERTAD3). Lineage: Eukaryota; Metazoa; Chordata; Mammalia; Diprotodontia; Vombatidae. The record is from RefSeq and is a predicted model, not a curated record. The transcript has 2 exons. Gene Ontology annotation, molecular function: transcription regulator activity. Gene Ontology annotation, cellular component: nucleus. The coding region runs from base 66 to 773 and encodes 235 amino acids.
GGCUGGGCUGCCUGGGUGUGACAAGCACAGGCUCCAGGCCCCUGCCCCGCCUCCAGUCCGGAGCCAUGGAGCCCGGAUCGGGGACAGUGGUGGCCGGCGUGAAGCGAAAGCACCCAGACGACCAUGGAGAUCCACAAGAAGUGAAGGCUGAGAAGGAGUCCCAGGAGCAGGCCCCCUCCUCCAGGUCCAACCUAGGCCAGACCCUAUUUCGACUUUCAAUGGACAAAUUCCAGCUCGGCCCACAGAGUCUCCUGAGGCAAGUGCUUAUCACAAACACCCUGAACUACAUUAAAGAAAAGAUGAACCUGGAGAGGACCCCAGCCCCACCUCAGGAACCCGGAUUGGAGCUGCUUUUACCUGUGACUGCCCAGUCAGCCAACAACUUCCUCAGAGAGCUGGAAGUGAUCCUGGGCUUAAGAGCCACACAAGACUGCUGUGAGCCCCCAGAUCUGAGUUGGAGCCCUGCCUCUGCCCCUGAUGUGUCGAGUGACUGCAGGCAAACACCUCCCCCUCUUGGGGCUUCCGUUUUACCAUCUGUCAGAGUUGAGGAGCCUACCCUGGGCAGUUUUGAGAGCAUGAGCGACAGGUACCUUGGAGACCUGGUUCCUGAUGACUUCUUCCCUGACAUUGACACCUCGGAUGUGGAAAGAGAUCCUUGGCCUUCACCUUCUGCCCUUGCAGCCUAUGGGGCAGCCUGCUCCCUAGGGCAGCCUAGGGCUGAAUGGCACUGGACUGAACUGGACCAAAUCUUGGAAAUCAUCAAGGGAUCAUAAGACUGGGGGGGGGGGGGGGGGGCAGGACCUCAAAUCCCCUAGCUAGGACCCUGAACCCUUCCCUUCAGAUACUUGCUUACCUCUGGAGAGUUUCAAGAAAGUAGUCUCCAAAGAUUUCAUAUCUCAGGAAGUUGGGGUGAAGCUUCCUAGGGCCAUGGGAAAGCCUCAUCUCUGCCUUGGUCUCAGUGCCUGCUGAUGGCAGAACCACAGAAUGUAUCUCUCUUUCCUGAUGGCUUGAUGGGAUUCUGCUCCCUCUGCCUUCAUCCUCCCACAGCCGGAACUCUUGUCACCAAACCCCUUCUCCUCCCCACCCUAUUAUCCUGACUAGCCUCAGGUGUGCUGGGGUCCCAGCACUCUGGGGCUGCUGUUCCCAUUCCAGUUAGCCCUUUGUGUCUCCUAUGAGCCUGGUCCCCAGGUGCUCCCUGGUUUUUCCCCUGAUAUGGCUUCAGAUCGGAGGAAGAAGCUGGCCUCAGGGUUGAGUAAUUGCCUGGGGGAGGAAGGGGGCAGGGCAGGGCUGAAGGCCAGGAGGCCUGGGCUCUGGGGAGACAAAGUCCAGAUUGCCAGGAGGAGGGGUUCCAGACCAACCUCCCCCCCCCAACUCUCAAGGUUGACAGGUAUGGAAACAGUACGAAGUCAACAUCUGCUUCCCCCUCCCCACCUCAGUGCCUGGCCAUAAUUGUGAACCCCCCUCCUUUGUCCUUGUUCACCCCCUUCCCCACCCAAAUGUGGCCUUGAUGAAGUGCAAUAAGGAUAAAGGAAUCUAUCCAUCAUCAUGCUUUUUUUUUCUAUUUUAAAAAGGCCUAUUUCACCCAGUUUUUUGUGAAUAAAACUUUCAAAUUCCA